Molecule: messenger RNA, 1518 nt
Organism: Daldinia childiae
Lineage: Eukaryota; Fungi; Ascomycota; Sordariomycetes; Xylariales; Hypoxylaceae
Exons: 3
Coding region: 1-1518 (505 amino acids)
Source: RefSeq, a predicted model, not a curated record
AUGGCGGACAUGAUUUUGCCGAAGGGCAUUGUGUUCAAUAGAAACGAUAUUUACGAGGAGAUAGCAAAGUACGAGAUUGUUCCACUAAGCCAGAUACUCGCGGCUUGUCAUGUCUUUACCACAACAUCUCGAGAACUUAUCGAUCCUACUGCGAGGCGGCUCGAAAACUUCUGGACUCGCGUCUUAGGCGGUGACCGGCGCUAUCUUUCAGGAAAAGUGAUCGCACGACUUUUUAAAAGUAUCUCUGAGGAGGAAAGUUUUGUUAAAUUACGGGGUCCGGCGAAUCGAUACGAGCCACCUUCACCUGACUCGAAAGCCGACCCACCUGCAAAAGCCCAAGCCAAGCCUGAGACACCUAGACAAGGGUCUUCUGAGUCGGUGCUGAAAGGCAAGGCCGAGGCUAUCAAUACUGCACCAUCAUCCGCGGUGAAACGGCCACAUCCCAUCUUGAAGAAACCUAGGGGGCCUUCGAAUUCCGGGCCGCGACCCACAGCUCGGUUUGUAUCGCCACCGGGAUCUGAUGGCGAGGGCAAUGAUAGCAAAGAUAGUGAGCCUGCUUCAUCUGGGAGCACAGCGGUGAAUCAUAGUGGUGAUUCUAAACGUUCCACUAGUUCAACAGCCAAGGAGGAAAGGAGGAAAGCGACCCAUACCACACCAAAGAAGAAGACAACUGGGUUUGUAGCUUCUACUGCUUCCAGAAGAAGACCUGCUAUGCCUCGGCGGAUUAGUUCUCAGUCUUCUACUGCCGUGAGUAGAGCCGAGACUGAGUCUAAAGAAGGAAGUUCUUCGCUUGGUUCGAGACAGUCCGGAUCACAAGGCUCCGCUACGACAAUUCCGGAAAAGCCAAGCAAGGAAAUAUCUUCGGCGGGGACAGAGGGAAAUGAACAGCUAAGCAAAAAGGCAGCAGGAAAACGACCGGUCAUUUUCUCACCCGAUAAACCCAGUGCUUCGAAACUAGGUAGCUCGCAGACAGGUAGUACCAACAGUCAACGAUUGAUAGUCCAAGAGGGGCGUGUUGACGCGAUAAAGUCGAACCUUGCGACAGACAACGCGAAUAGUACAGUGAUAGACGAUGCUAGUCCUAUGAAGACGAGUCGACGUGGGUCUGGUCAUAGGCGGAGCGAUACACAAGAGCGGCCGCGUCCGGAUAUCUCCCCUUUCAUGGCUCGAUCGAGAUCAGACAUAGGCUCUAUACGACGUAGCUCACAGGAUUUAGUUAGCGGCCUUCCGCCUCAAAGUUUAAUAUCAUCGAGUACGACAAUAGUAUCGAACACGACAGCGCAAGGAACGAUUAUAGAGUUUGACGAGAACCCACCACUCGAUGAGAUUGUCGCGAGUACAAUGCAAGAACAUGAGGAAGAUGCCGAAACCAGUUCCCGAAGGUCUGGUAGCUCCGUGCUCGAUUCGCGAUUUACUCCUACCCAACCAAAUCCAACACCGACCGUACCGCUCGGUCGGUCUAAAAGUCAACUUGCCCUGCUCCUCGAGCGUCAGGGUGACAAGAAACCUCGUCGGUAA